Messenger RNA from Helianthus annuus (common sunflower), 1088 nucleotides. RefSeq lists its product as uncharacterized. NCBI's taxonomy places the organism in Eukaryota, Viridiplantae, Streptophyta, Magnoliopsida, Asterales, Asteraceae. The coding region runs from base 101 to 958 and encodes 285 amino acids. The record is from RefSeq and is a predicted model, not a curated record. The transcript has 4 exons.
AACAUUUCAACAUCUUUUAUUAUACUCAACUCUGGAGCACUAGCCGUGCUGGAGUUGCUCAAUCUUGCAGCCUAAACCCAAAACUGGUUUGAUAGACGACAUGACCGGUGGUGAAACCCUUGUGGAAGCAGCACUGCGUGUGCUUAACACACCUGACCCAGUUGAAAAAGCCAAACUUGGGGACCAAAUAGCCAACAAUUGGCUUCAGGGUCUUAUUUUAGAUUCUUACACCCCUUCACAACCCGAUUUCAUCGUCCCAGACCGACCCGCCAGACUCACCAAUGUGAAACUAGUGUCGCCUAGUCUUAUGCCGAAGCUUGGGAAAGCCGGAAGCUUACAAAGCAGACAGGCCAUUGUGCACAGCCUUGUGCAUACUGAAAGCUGGGCCAUUGAUUUGUCUUGGGAUAUCAUUGCGCGGUUUGGUAAGCAAGAGUCGAUGCCAAGAGAGUUCUUUGAUGAUUUUGUAAGAGUUGCACAAGAUGAAGGCCGUCAUUUCACUCUUCUUGCAGCCCGGCUUGAGGAAUUGGGUUCUCAUUAUGGAGCGCUACCGGCUCAUGACGGUUUGUGGGACUCGGCUGUUGCUACUUCAAAAGACCUAUUUGCACGCCUUGCAGUAGAGCAUUGUGUUCAUGAGGCAAGAGGACUGGAUGUGCUACCUACAACCAUUUCUCGUUUUCGUAAUGGAGGCGAUAACCAAACAGCCGAAUUACUAGAGAAAGUGAUAUACCCUGAAGAAAUCACUCAUUGUGCCGCCGGAGUUAAGUGGUUUAAAUAUCUUUGUUCACGAUCGUGUGGAGGUGAAGAAAGUGACGAUGAAGUGGUUAACAAGUUUCAUGAGGUUGUGAGGUCAUAUUUCAGGGGUCCAUUGAAGCCUCCUUUCAAUGAGUCAGCAAGAAGAGCUGCUGGAUUCGGUCCUCAAUGGUAUGAGCCACUUGCUGUCAAAGAUUUUACACAAUAAUGCUGACAAUUUGAGCUCAUUUUAUGAUAUUUUGACAUGUUCAUUGUCUCUAAACUAAGAUGUUUUGUUGGUGUGCAACUUAUCUUGUUCUAAGAUGUUUUUCUUUAAUUUGCCAUUUAAAUUUAAAAUA